Molecule: messenger RNA, 522 nt
Organism: Trematosphaeria pertusa
Lineage: Eukaryota; Fungi; Ascomycota; Dothideomycetes; Pleosporales; Trematosphaeriaceae
Exons: 1
Coding region: 6-488 (160 amino acids)
Source: RefSeq, a predicted model, not a curated record
CGGUCAUGGUGUUGAGGUUUGAACAGAACGAAACACGAUUCCAUGGCAUAGCCAAGAGAUACCUUGGCAAUGUCUUGUCUUGCAUCGCGUCUUACGGCAAGCGAGAUGGAUUUCAUCAAUUCCAGAUGAGCGCCGGUCUGGGCGCAGAUGGUGGCGUUGAGGCAAGGCGCUACGGGAGGAGAGCACUUGGAACCGAAUACCGAGAACCGGGUCGAUACUGCAACCACCCUUUCGCCGUUCUGGAUUCAGACCUGGCUACGAGAGGAAGAAGAUCUGUUAUUCAGUUAAUAAUUUCCCACAAGAAAAUAGCUGCCGGAAGCACUGUGUAUGGCGCAUCGAGCUGGUUGAAACACCAAUGCGCCGAGCAAUCUCCCCCGCCGGGAUCCCGUUUCAUCGUGGUCACCACAGCUGGACGGAAAAACUCCACCCCACCAGACGCCAUCUCACCACCAUCACCCACCUCCCUUCUAUCGCUCCACAGCUUCUAGAAGGAAGCGAGAUGACACAUCAAAUGGAAAAUCC